CCCAGGACAGUUAAAUCUGUGGAUUUAAAGUCCGCUCUUUCACGGAGUUUGGAACGAUGCAGUCAUUAAAUAUGGCGUUUUUCUGAGGAACAGGGUGCUUUCUAUAACCGUCCCGCUGUCAUGACGCAGUCUGUUGUCGUCCAAGUGGGACAGUGUGGAAACCAGGUCGGCUGCAGGUUCUGGGAUCUGGCUCUGCGAGAACACGCCCAUGUUAAUAAGAAAGGACUGUAUGAUGAGGCUCUGAGCAGCUUCUUCAGGAAUGUGGACUCCAGGGGAGGCGACAGGGGAGCUGGUGGGAUAAUCCAACAUCUGAAGGCCAGGGCGGUCCUGGUGGACAUGGAGGAGGGCGUGGUGAACAAGCUGCUGCAGGGCCCCCUGAGGGAGGUGUUCGACAGUACGCAGCUCCUCACAGACGUGUCGGGCUCAGGAAACAACUGGGCAGUGGGACACCUGACCUAUGGCUCGGUGUACAGGGAGCAGAUGGUGGAGCAGCUGAGGAGAGCAGCAGAGCACUGCGACUGCCUCCAGUGUUUCUUCAUCAUUCACUCCAUGGGAGGAGGUACGGGUUCAGGUCUGGGGACUCGAGUGCUGGGACUGCUGGAGGAGGAGUUUCCUGAAGUGUGCCGCAUCGUCACCGCCGUAUACCCAUCAGCCGAGGACGACGUGGUCACUUCUCCCUACAACAGUGUGCUGGCCAUGAGAGAGCUCUCUGAGCACGCCGACUGCGUCUUACCUGUGGACAAUCAGUCUUUGCUGGACAUUGUGAGCCGGAUCAGCCUCAUGGCUCACGGUGCAAAGCCCGAGCUGGUGAUCAGAAGAGACGGCACACUCGCCUCAAGGCGAGGAGGCAUUGCCGGGGCAGAAAAGCCCUUCGACGCCAUGAAUAACAUCGUGGCUAACCUGCUUCUUAACAUCACCAGUUCGGCUCGUUUUGAAGGCUCCCUCAACAUGGACCUGAACGAGAUCGCCAUGAACCUGGUGCCAUUCCCUCGCCUGCACUUCCUGGUUCCCAGUCUGACGCCGCUGUGCACGCUGGCGGACGUGAGCGUCCCCAGCAGGAGGCUGGAUCAGAUGUUCAGUGACGCCUUCAGUAAAGAGCACCAGCUGAUCCGGGCAGACCCCAGACGCAGCCUGUACCUGGCCUGUGCCCUCAUGGUCCGAGGCAACGUGCAGGUGUCCGACCUGCGCAGGAACAUUGAGAGGCUGGAGCCGUCGCUGUCCUUCGUGCCGUGGAAUCGGCAGGGCUGGAAGACGGGGCUGUGCUCGGUCCCUCCGGUGGGCCACCGCCACUCCCUGCUGGCUGUGGCCAACAACACCUGUGUGAAGAACACCUUCAGGGAGCUGAGAGAGCGUUUCUGCAGGCUCUACAGGAGGAAGGCCCACCUCCAUCACUACCUGCAGGUGGAGGGGAUGGAGCAGAGCACCUUCUCCGAGGCUGCAGCCUCCCUCGACUCCCUGAUAGAAGAGUACGAUCGGCUGGACGGCACAAAGAUGGCCGACGCGUCCAGACUCGGCAUUGCCACGUGAAGCACCACACCAAACUGCCUGAUCUCUGUACAGACUUUUCAACUCGCAUGUAAUUUAUGUGGGGAAAA
Molecule: messenger RNA, 1595 nt
Organism: Salarias fasciatus (jewelled blenny)
Lineage: Eukaryota; Metazoa; Chordata; Actinopteri; Blenniiformes; Blenniidae
Gene: tube1
Product: tubulin, epsilon 1
Exons: 12
Coding region: 121-1527 (468 amino acids)
Biological process (GO): microtubule-based process
Cellular component (GO): microtubule
Molecular function (GO): GTP binding
Source: RefSeq, a predicted model, not a curated record